Trichogramma pretiosum is the source of this 2977-nucleotide messenger RNA. Its product is annotated as ATP-binding cassette sub-family G member 1-like. Gene Ontology annotation, cellular component: plasma membrane. NCBI's taxonomy places the organism in Eukaryota, Metazoa, Arthropoda, Insecta, Hymenoptera, Trichogrammatidae. The coding region runs from base 531 to 2444 and encodes 637 amino acids. The transcript has 12 exons. The record is from RefSeq and is a predicted model, not a curated record. Gene Ontology annotation, molecular function: ABC-type transporter activity; ATP binding; ATP hydrolysis activity.
GGCUAUAUACUUGCCGAGGCGAGCGAGCCCCGAGUCUUAGUAAUCCAGCGGUGUUCGCCGCAGUUACAUCGCGUUGUACAUACAUACACAUGUAUAUAGAUAUAUAAGAUUCUAUGAAGCUGCAACACUGACAUGCACGAUAGUCUACGUCGCGCCGUCUAAACGUUGACGUCGUAGUCGUCUCUCAUUUAAUAAUAAUAAAAAAAACAGUUGGCAUCGGUUGAUCAUGCUGUAUAAAGAGUGCGUGGGUGAACUUUGAACGUUUGUAACGAUCGGGCACAACAUCAGCAGCGAGAGCGUCGUUGAUCGUCGACCGAUUAGACACCACCACUUAUACAUGACGCUCUUUAAUUCGCUUCGUACUGCCCUAUUUUCAGAAAUCAAAAGUACCGCUCGUUAAAGAGACGGCAGCAGCCACUCGAGAGAUAUGCGAGAUCGGCAGAGCUGAUACGCAGGCCGGUUGGAUUUUCGGUCUAUUUCGUCUCGAAAUUGGGACCGACUCCUGAGCAAUAUAAAUAAUUGCGACGAAAAUGGAGCGACAGCAGCAGAUCGAUCUCAAGGAGCAGCAGCAGAGCUGCGUCGUGGCUCCUCCGGGUGCGAACGGCAACGGCGAGGCGACCUUUACCACGCUGGCCCACCUCACCAAGAUGACGCCGGUCAACAUCGACUUCAACGACGUCACGUACAGUGUGCCGACCGGCAGAAAAGGUUCGAAACUGAUACUGCGCGGUGUCAGUGGACGAUUUAGAUCCGGCCAGUUGACGGCGAUUCUCGGCCCAUCAGGAGCUGGUAAAUCGACUCUUCUCAACGUCCUUGCUGGAUACAAAUGCGAAGGUGCAGCAGGAAUCAUAAACAUCAAUGGCCAUCCACGAGAUCUCAAAGAUUUCAGACGUACCUCGUGUUACAUUAUGCAAGAGGACCUGGUUCAGCCGAAGCUCACAGUUCGGGAGGCAAUGUAUUUUGCCGCCGAUCUCAAACUCGGAAGUAAAGUGUCGAAGAGCGAUAGGAAAGCUGUGGUGGAUGAUAUCCUGGUGACAUUGAGACUGCACGCGGCCAGGAACACGGUGACCGAGAGGCUGAGCGGCGGCGAGCGCAAGCGGCUCUCCAUAGCCCUGGAGCUCGUCAACAAUCCGCCCGUCAUCUUUCUCGACGAACCAACGACGGGUCUCGACGAGCUGUCCUCGGUACAGUGCAUCGACCUGCUGCAGCGAGUCGCCCUGAGCGGCCGCACCGUCAUCUGCUCGAUCCACACGCCCAGCGCCAACAUACUUGCCAAAUUCCAUCACGUCUACUGCGUGGCAGCGGGCCAGUGCUCGUAUCGCGGCCCCGUCUCCGACAUCGUGCCCUUCAUGAGCCGCAUCGGCCUCGAGUGUCCCAAGCAUUACAAUCCGGCGGAUUUUCUGAUCGAAGUGUCAUCGGGCGAAUACGGUUACGAUUGGAUCGACCGGAUGGUGGUGAAGAUCGACAAGAGACGGCCGGUGGUGCUGCAGGCCAAGCUAGACACGCCCGCCUACAAAUUCGACAAAAAAGAGAGAUUCCAAAUCUCUUGGUGGGAGCAGUUCACGAUAUUAUUCCGUAGGAAAAUGCUGCAGAGCCUUCGGGACAAGAAUUACCUGUACCUGAAGAUCGUGCUGCACAUAUUUUUAGGCUUCAUAAUCGGCGGUCUCUUCCUGGACAUUGGCAACGACGGUUCCAAGACCCUCUUCAAUUUCGGCUUCUGCUUCACCUGCAUCAUCGUUUUCUUAUACAUACCGAUGCUGCCGGUCCUCUUGCACUUCCCGCAAGAGGUGCAGCUGAUAAAGCGCGAACACUUCAAUCGCUGGUACGACCUGGGACCCUACUUCUCGGCGCUCACCGUCUCCAACAUACCGGCUCAGCUGAUUCUGUGCGUCCUCUACCUGUCGAUGGUCUAUCCGAUUACUAGUCAACCGAUCGAAGCUCCCCGCUUCAUCAUGUUCAUCGCCACGUGCAUGGUGUGCGCCCUCAUAGCCGAGAGCAUGGCCAUGGCCAUUGGCAGCACGCUCAGCAUCGUGAACGGUAUGUUCGUGGGGCCGGCCUUGACGGUGCCGCUGAUGCUGUUCGCCGUGCAGGGGAUCGGCGACGAGGCGCCCCUACCGAUCUACCGCAAGAUCAUCAUGUACUGCAGCUACAUAAGGUACGGGUUGGAGGGCCUGAUCGUCGCCACCUACGGCAACAAUCGGGCCAAAUUGCCUUGCCCCGAGGAGGAGAUCUAUUGUCAUUACGCCGUGCCUCGUCAACUCUUGCGAGCCAUGGGCAUGGAGAAUCUCGUAUACUGGGUCGAUCUCGUGGCGCUGUUUGUUAUCCUAUUUUUACUGAGGGCAUUGACGUACUACCUGCUGAGACAACGCCUGAGACCGAACAAGACGUUCAGGGCGCUCCACGUCAUCGGCCGACUCGUCAAGAGCCACUUGAGCAUGGAUUAGACGACGAAUAAUUAGUGUAUAGUAGUGCUUUUACGAUUUAAGAGUGUGUCGAUUAAAUAUAGCGCAUCAUGACAGGCCAUAUGAUUCCGAAGGAUAAAGAAUAAAAAAAUCGAUAUCUCGAGAUAUCUUGUAUCGUAAAACCGCGCAAAGUGCCACAAUUACCAUUAUCCAUAUGCAGCAGCACUAGUGUGUGUGUCUGUGCAUCAUUCAUAAGUUAGAAAGAUUUUAUAAUGCUGUUAAAAAUAAAAGUGGAAAAAUAAUUUAUCUUAGCAUUAUUAUACGAUUAUUUAGUAGUUUUUAUUCUGUAAAACGAAAAGUGAUAUGUAAAUAACACUGUGGACAUUUAAGUUUAUGUAAUCUCGUCGAUUUAUUAUUGUUAUUAAAGUUACGAAUUGUUAGCGAGUAAAGUAUAUAUAUUUUAUACGGAAAAAGUAAAUAUGUUAUGAUAUUUUGUGGUUGAUAAUCAUAUUUUGUGAAUUAAAACGAAAUUAAAUGGACGAUUGUCCUUUCGAGGAUCUUCGUCGAAAACAAUA